This is a messenger RNA of Capsicum annuum, 1533 nucleotides long. RefSeq names its product protein BPS1, chloroplastic. NCBI's taxonomy places the organism in Eukaryota, Viridiplantae, Streptophyta, Magnoliopsida, Solanales, Solanaceae. The record is from RefSeq and is a predicted model, not a curated record. The coding region runs from base 275 to 1330 and encodes 351 amino acids. The transcript is spliced from 3 exons.
GCCACUCGUUUGUGCACACGUGGUAUAAAGAAAAUCCAACGGUCAAUUUGGUGUAAAAUGACAUUAUCACCCCCAUAAAACCCCUCGCCCUACCACCUCCUCUCUCCAUAUACAACACGGAUUCCGGAAAUUUCCGUAGUGCUUCUUCUCUUUAUCGUUUCGUCUCUGUAUUCUCUAUAAGCUUUGCUAGUAUCGAUGCUGCUUUUUUAGGCGUUGACCGUUUUGGUUUAGCUCCGGAUUUGAAUUAUCCUACUAGUAGUUAUCUAUACUCAAAAUGAGUGCACCACAGGAAUCGCAUCGCCCUUAUCUCCGAUUUGGGAAUCCUUUCAAAAUGAUGUCACCCAAGGGCUCAUACUUGUCUUCUAAGCUUCUUGCCCUGUUGAAUUCAUUUGAGGAGACAUUAGCAGGGAGACUUAAGAGUCUUAAGCCUGCAGACAAGGAAGAUAUCCUUAAGCUGUCAUGGAUGAAACAAGCAAUAAGCACACUUUGUGCAAUUCAUACAGAUGUGAAAACUCUUAUUACUGAUCUCGGGCUUCCUGUAUCUGACUGGGAUGAGAAGUGGAUUGGUGUCUACUUGGAUAAUAGUUUGAAGAUGCUGGAUAUGUGCGUUGCAUACAGCUCUGAGAUUUCCAGGCUUAGCCAAGGCCACCUUUACCUUCAGUGCGGCUUGCACAACCUGGAUGGCUCCUCUGCACAGUUCAUGAAGGCUCGUUCGUCAUUGGAUGGAUGGAAGCAGCACAUUAAUUCAAAGAACCAGAGACUGGAGAAUUGCUUUGCCAUCUUGGACAGCCUUACUGAAUCACUGAACCUACCCAAGAUCAAGAAUUCUGCAAAAGGGAAGGUUCUGAUGCACGCAAUGUUUGGAGUGAGGGUUGCAACUGUUUUCAUAUGUAGCAUAUUCGCUGUCGCAUUCUCGGGUUCUGCUGAGAAAUUGAAGGAUCUGCAGAUUCACGAGACUUGCUUGUGGACAGAAGCUUUUGUUGAUCUUCGUGAUUUUAUUAGUGGAGAGAUCAGGAGCAUAUAUUCUGGAGGAAGGUUCACAGUACUGAAGGAGCUUGAAGCAGUGGAUGUUGGUGUGAAGAAGUUAUACCCAGUCACACAGGAUGGAAUAGACCCUACCGACUCAGAACAGUUGGAACUUCUAACUUUAGAUCUGACUAAAAAAGCAGAAAGUUUUUCCGAAGGACUAGAUCUCUUAGCAAAGGAGACAGAUAGGUUCUUUCAAAUCCUUUUAACCGGACGUGAUGCUUUGCUUUGUAACCUUAGAGUUGGUAGUACAGUCAAACCAGUGCAGCCAAACAACAAUGUACAUGAACAAAUGGUGAAGUGAAUGUUAAGAAAGAGAGUAUCUUUAAUGUAUACACGUGGGUGUGGGUGCGUGUGUCGAUGCGAAGUUUUGUGCCUUCUGGUUAAAUAUAAUAUACUGCAAAGAAGUGCAAUAUAUAGUAUUUAUGGCAAUAUAAUUAUUUUAUGAUGUUAAUGUUGUAUAAAUAUAGUGAAUGGUUCACUGAAAAGUUAUAUUCCCUUCUACCA